Messenger RNA from Anopheles arabiensis, 1259 nucleotides. It is a transcript of the gene Clp, whose product is annotated as cleavage and polyadenylation specificity factor subunit 4. NCBI's taxonomy places the organism in Eukaryota, Metazoa, Arthropoda, Insecta, Diptera, Culicidae. Gene Ontology annotation, molecular function: zinc ion binding; RNA binding. The coding region runs from base 246 to 1136 and encodes 296 amino acids. The record is from RefSeq and is a predicted model, not a curated record. The transcript has 4 exons.
AAACGGGAACAAACAGUUCGUGCGUGCGGCAGAGCACCGAAUUUGUGCGAAUUUCUCCCCCAAUUAAUACCGUUUUCCCAUGUGUUUCCCGUGCGGCCGGUAAAGCAGUUCCGUGAUUAAGCUGCUCCCCUAAAUGCUUAGCAUCGUUGCGGCCACAUUUAGCUGGUGUACAUUGCGGUAGUGCCGGAAGGUGGGAAGGUGUAUAGGAUCACGCAGCAGAGCAGCACAACAAACCGGUGCCGACCAUGGACAUGCUGAUAGCGAACGUCGACAGUUGGACUUUCAAGAUAGAAAAGGAUCUCAACGAACAGUAUGGAGCUCUGGCGCUUCCCUUCCCCGGGAUGGACAAAUCCACCGCGGCCGUGUGUCUGUUUUUCAAUGCCUCCGACGGGACGGAAUGCAAGAAAGGCAACUCCUGCCCGUUCCGACACAUCCGCGGCGAUCGCACGAUCGUGUGCAAGCACUGGCUGCGCGGUCUGUGCAAAAAGGGCGACCAGUGCGAGUUUCUGCACGAGUACGACAUGACCAAGAUGCCGGAAUGCUACUUCUACUCCCGCUUCAACGCCUGCCACAACAAGGAGUGCCCGUUUCUGCACAUCGAUCCGGAGAGCAAAAUCAAAGAUUGCCCCUGGUACGAUCGGGGGUUCUGCCGGCAUGGGCCCAACUGCCGGCACCGGCAUGUGCGGCGCGUCCUGUGCAACAACUAUCUGGCCGGCUUCUGUCCCGACGGGCCGGAGUGUAAGUACAUGCAUCCGCGGUUCGAACUGCCGCCCCCGCCCGAGAUUAAGGACCAAACGCCGAAGCGUCCCACCACCUGCCAUUACUGUGGGGAGGUGGGCCACAAAGCAUCGUACUGUCCGAAGAUGCCACUGGAGCAACGGGAAGCAACGCAACGUAUGGAGGAUGCCAAGUAUCGUGCCCUCGGUUACUUCAAACACCGAAUUCAUCAAGACGGAGGAAACAAUCCGGGUGGUGGUGGUGCUGGUGGCGAGGAGGGAAAUUUCAUGCCACAAAAACCUCCCCCACGCCCAAUCGAGGAAAUUACAUGCUUCAAGUGUGGCAUCAAAGGACACUACGCCAACAAGUGCACGAAGGGCCCGCUGGCAUUCCUUUCCAACAAUGUACAAAGAAAGUAGGCCACGAACAACCAACUCUCGUGUUGCACUUUCCCUCCACCAUUGCGCCGCCGACCGUUUUCUUCCUUUCUUUCCGUAUUUUUUUUUUCGUACGUCAUUAAUAAGUUGUAAAAAAGAAGAUCG